CGCAAUCAUGUCUGAUCCGUUAGCACCCAUUGUAGAAAACAAAUUGAACGAUUUGAAUAAAAAGAUUGCAGAGAUCAAGAAAAAGAUCCAGCUAUCAGAAGGACAAAGAAAAGCGAAUUUCGAGGAAUACGAAGCCAAGAAGCACGAGUACGCGAAGAAAAUCGCGGCUCUCAAGCAGAGCAUCAAGGAACUCUACAUGGAAUACGCGAACGUGCAGAACAAUGAGGGGAAGUCGGAGAGUAAAAUUCGCAUGAGCCGCAAAUCUUCGGCUCGUGAGAAAAAACGCAAUUUAGGAGAGGCGAUCAACAAAAUGCAAGAGGACAAUGUACGCUUAAGAAAGAAGCAUGAUCUAAUUAAGUACCAGCGUAAGAAGCGACAGCAGAAACUACACUCGUUGCUGGAUGAAUAUGGUAAAUUAAUGAACAAUAAGAUGCAGAAGAUAUUUAAGAGGAAGACGGAGAAUCCAUCGCGAAACAAAAUUGUUAAACUGGAAGUACUUUUGGAACACAUCAGGAUGAUGCAGAUCAAAGCGAACAUAGCGCGAAUGAAAUACCGAUCGAUGUGCUCCGAUUUGAAACAAAGAUCUGUGCUCUACGUAUCUUCGUUAAAAAAUCUGGAAGACGAAAUAAAGGAGCAGGAGAGCGAGAUAAAACGUCUUCAGAGCGUGAAAGAAGAAGCUAUUGCGUUGAAAGAUCAUAUGCAGGAAACGUUGAUAAAAGAAGAAAUUGAAGUUACGAACUGCAGUAGGGAACGCUAUGCGGUUCUCGAAGAGUAUAGGCAACGCGUGUUAGAGAGAAAAAUGGAACUGGAGCGUUUGGAGAAAAUGAUAUUCCAAUCGCGUCCGAGAGACGAUUUUGACACACGUGGAAAGGGUCACGUACAAGUCACGGAGGACAUUAGCAACGACGAGGUGACACGACUGGAAGAAACGUUCGCCAAGCUUCGCAGUGCCACCGGAGUGUCCAGGUCCGAGGACGUUCUGAACCGGUUUCUGGGUCAGCGAGCGACUAAGGAUAAUCUGCAGAAAAUGCGGGUGGCCACGGAGCAAGAGAAAAUGGCGUUAGAAAAGCAGAGGCUGCAGCUGAUCGACGAGAUGGAGACCAGAAAGUUCUCGGAAACGAAGGACGCGGAACAAAACGCGGAAGAAACGGAGAAACUAAACCAGCUUAUCGAACGACAUCGAUCGCGCCAAUUGAAAGCAGAUACGAAGAGACAAAAGGUGGAAGAACUUUUGCAGGAAAUUACCACGACACUGUGGAAUGUGUGCAACAAAUUUCGGGAUGUAGUGGAUACGUUACCUAAAGAUCCAAAAGAAAUCCAACAGCCUUUGCAACUUAUAGAUUUAAUGAACGAAAGAGCGACGAGUAUCAUUGAAACUUUAGGAGGGCCAGACAAGUAUCUGGAAGUACUGGACGAAAUAUCGGUUGACAAGUUGGAAACAGUAUCGAUUACGACUACCUCAGUGGAGGGAAAGGCAGCGCGCACAAACGGAGGGCCACUUUUCCCGCGAUUUCCAUCAUCAGCAACACAGGCCACAAUGCCUUCUGAAGACGAAGAGGAUGUACCAACUAGAAACACUCUUAAGAAACAGGCACAACAAUUGGUCGAUAUUAAAAGUCGUCGAAAAGGAUUUACCUUUAAGAGAUGAAUUUUCUCGUUAGUAAGUUUGCUCUGCGAAUAUGUUGUCUUUCUGUUUUGACGCUAGCAAUCAUUUAUAUAGCAGUGUUAUACGUCGAAUAUAAUGAUAGGCACUAUCUAAUAAAUUGAUUCAUCAUUAACUA
Messenger RNA from Frieseomelitta varia, 1781 nucleotides. It is a transcript of the gene CCDC151, whose product is annotated as outer dynein arm-docking complex subunit 3. Gene Ontology annotation, biological process: outer dynein arm assembly; cilium movement. Gene Ontology annotation, cellular component: cilium. Bases 8 to 1648 code for a protein of 546 amino acids. The record is from RefSeq and is a predicted model, not a curated record. The transcript is spliced from 10 exons. NCBI's taxonomy places the organism in Eukaryota, Metazoa, Arthropoda, Insecta, Hymenoptera, Apidae.